AUUGAAACGAACUAAACGCACCCCACUUGCUUUUGGCAAUAGCUGCUAAUCAGAGAAGGGAGACACGAUUGCCCUGUUUCCCGUAUUUGCGCAUUUUGUAUAGCCCUCCCCGCUGCUCUUAUUCAAACACAUCUGGCCUCAAUUUUCGCAAUUUCACUAACUAUAAAACGUUCUAUUUUCGCAUACUAUUUAGAACGCAAGUAGCUACGGGUAUUCGGUCAGUGGCGAGCAGAAGCAAAGCGGUGUGCCGUAAAUAGCUGUUUCUUUGGGAGUGUUUGUCGCUCAGCGGGUCGAGGUCUCAGGGUCUAACUGAGUGACUGAGUAUGAUCCAUAUAUUUUUCUCCUGGCUUGGACUCCAGGGACCGGGGCACAGCAGGACACCCCUAUGCCCUUCAUGGCGCACCUUGACCCGCAGAACAACGUCAACUUGAAGUGGGGGUUCAGUGAUGUCCAGGACACUAUCACGUUCCAGCUGACCGUGAAAACCACUGGCUGGGUGGGAUUCGGGUUGAGCCCAAACGGAGGCAUGGCUGGAGCAGAUAUAGUUAUUGGCGGGAUCGGACGAUAGCAACUACUUCAAGGUAUUUAAAUCCGUAAUCAUUGCUAUUAGACACAACCUUAUCAGUGUGUGUUCCUCCUUCAGGAUUAUCAUGCCACAGGGAAUGGGUUUCCCCUGGUGGAUGAGAAACAGACCUACACCCUCCUGUCCCUGAUUGAGGCAGAUGGUCAAACCACCAUGACCUUCUGGAGGGCCAUCCAGUCAUGUGACCAGGAAGACUUCCACAUCACCGACAGUCCAGUGAAGCUGAUCUAUGCCUACGUAUAUCUAAGAUGGCGUAGCAGUCAGAUGUCCAUUGUCCUCGUCUUGUCCCGUGUAUAUACAUUUUAUAUAUUUUUCUUCGCAUAUCUUUUUAUAUAUAUAUUCUUUUCUUAACUCAACUUCAAAACACUCUCCUGCAACCCACCUCACCAAAUGUGGUACGGAUCUGUUUUUUUUUUCUUAAAAGUAUUAUUCACCUCGUAUCCGAAAUCUACAACAGAAGCUAACCAGAAGUUAGCCAGCUCACAAGCUAACGUUAGUAGUUCAGCUAACCACAGCUAGCGCUCAUCAGCUAUCCUUUAGCUCGGAAAACUAUUGCCAGUUUUGUACAACGCUACUCAGACCAGAGCAUACCAGACCUAUUUUCUCUCCAUAUCCCCGGAUUUUUACCUCAAGCUCUGGACAUUUACACCUGGAUCUUGCAGCUAACUAGCUGCUAUCCGAGUGACUAUCGGCUAACAUCAAUUCCGGAGCAAACACCAAUUAUCCCGGAGCUAGCCAGCUGAAGAGUUCCAUCAGCCACUCCUGGGCUACAAUCACCUAUCCGGACCCGUUUUACUGCCGAUGCGGAGCCCCACCGGGCCUUCACGACUAGGAUACCGACGUUAUCUGCCCGAGGGAGUAUUUCAACCGGCCCCUCCAUUGCAACGUAACCUGAACGUCCAUAUACUAACUGCGGCCCGCUAAUUGUUAGCUGUCUUGAGCAUAUCGGCUGCUAUCUGAACAGGUCUAUCGAACAAUCUUCUUAGGCCACUAUAACUAUUUUGACAAUUGGAUUGGUCCCCUCUACCACACCGAACCCCACUAAUCUACCGACGGAAUUGCACGGCGUGGCUAAAAACAGACCUCCAUCUUCUGCUAGCUUGCUACCCAUGACUAGCUGUCUGAAUCACGAAGCUAGCACCAGUUAGCAAACACAAUUCUACAACUCACAACCUCUCUUUCGCCACCGCCAUCCGGCUUGGAUUCUCUGUCGACACGACCACGUCUGGUCUGCAGACAAAUACCCCAUCCGCUGUGCCCUCAACCGGCCUCCGUCUGAGCAGACCCCCUCCGUCUGAGCAGACCACCCCCCCGGGCUACUAACUUUAAACGCCGCGGGCUAGCUUAGUGGAGGCCUCACUACUCCAUCUACGGCUGCCCCCUGGACACUAUGAUCACUUGGCUACAUAGCUGAUGCCUGCUUGACUGUCCAUUAAUUCACGGUACUCCAUUCUGUUUAUUUGUGUUUUAUCUGUCGGCUCUGUGCCUUAACUCAGGAUCUGUGUGUAGUUAAUCCGAUCCUCUCUGCCCAGUCGUCGCCAUUUUUACCUUCUGUUGCUGUGUUAGCUGACUAGCUGCUGUUAUCUGACCUGCUGUUUUAGCUAGCUCUCCCAAUCAUGACCUGCAAUCACUUUAUGCCUUAUUGUAUGUCUCUCUCAAAUAUCAAUAUGCCUUGCAUACUGUUGUUCAGGCUAGUUAUCAUUGUUUUGGUUUGCAAUGGACCCCGUAGUUCCACUCUCCAUACCUCUGAUACCUCCUUUGUCCCACCCCCCCACACAUGCGGUGACCUCACCCAUUGAGACCAGCAUGUCCAGAGAUACAACCUCUCUUAUCAUCACCCAGUGCCUGGGCUUGCCUCCGCUGUACCCGUGUCCCACCAUACCCUGGUCUGCACAUUAUGCCCAGAAUCUAUUCUACCACGCCCAUAAAUCUGCUCCUUUUAUUCCUUGUCCCCAACGCUCUAGGCGACCAGUUUUGAUAGCCUUUAGCCGCACCCUCAUCCUACUACUCCUCUGUUCCUCGGGUGAUGUGGAGGUAAACCCAGGCCCUGCAUGUCCCCAGUCACCCUCAUUUGUUGACUUCUGUGAUCGAAAAAGCCUUGGCCUCAUGCAUGUCAACAUCAGAAGCCUCCUCCCUAAGUUUGCCUUACUCACCGCUUUAGCACGCUCUGCCAACCCUGAUGUCCUUGCCGUGUCUGAAUCCUGGCUUAGGAAGGCCACCAAAAACUCUGAGAUUUCCAUACCCAACUAUAACACUUUCCGUCAAGAUAGAACUGCCAAAGGGGGAGGAGUUGCAAUCUACUGCAGAGAUAGCCUGCAAAGUUCUGUCAUACUUUCCAAGUCUAUGCCCAAACAGUUCGAACUUCUAAUUUUAAAAAUUAAUCUCUCCAGAAAUAAGUCUCUCACUGUUGCCGCCUGCUACCGACCCCCCUCAGCUCCCAGCUGUGCCCUGGACACCAUCUGUGAAUUGAUCGCUCCCCAUCUAGCUUCAGAGUUUGUUCUGUUAGGUGACCUAAACUGGGAUAUGCUUAACACCCCGGCAGUCCUACAAUCUAAGCUUGAUGCCCUCAAUCUCACACAAAUCAUCAAGGAACCCACCAGGUACAACCCUAAAUCCGUAAACAUGGGCACCCUAAUAUUCUCUCCAAGGUGGCUUAGCAGUUCAGACGUCUUUUCCGUAUUGUCUUGUCGUGUCCUGUAUAUAUAUAUAUAUAUUUACACCUUUUCUUCACAUAUCUUUUAUUUAUUUUAUUAUCCAAGAACUCAACUACAAAAGCUUUCCUGCAAAAGCUUUCCUGCAACCCGCUUCACCAAUUACAAUAAGUAAUAUUUACCUCAAUCUGAAAAUCCAUCGUGGAAGAUAGCCAGGGGCUAAUUCAGAAGCUAGCCUGAUAGCUAACCAGAAGCUACUCCGAUAGCUAGCCAGAAGCUAAUCUGUAGCUGCCCCGAAAUUAGCCGGUUUGCUAGCUAGCGUUGGUGUUUCAGCUGCCCACGUUUUGCGGUCAUCAGCUAUUCCUUUAGCUCGAUAAUCUACCGGCACUUUUGUGCAACGCGACUCGGACCGGAGCAUUCCGGGACUUUUUUUCUCCCAGUUUCCCCGGAUUCCAACCGCAGGCUCUGGACACUUGCACCUUGAUUUCGCAGCUAGCUAGCUGCAUACCGUGUGACUAUUGGCUUACGUCGACCCCGGAGCAAACUCAAAUCAUGCUGGAGCUAGCCAGCUGAGGAGUUCCAUCACCAUCCGGACCCGUUUCUUUUGUUGCUGCUGCAGAUACGGAACCCCACCGGGCCUUCACGACUGACUGCCGACGUUAUCUGCCCGAGGGAUGUAUCCAACCGGCAAAUCCGUCCCGACGUUACCUGAACGCUCACCUGAAGCCCGCUAAUCGUUAGCUGUCCUAUCGGCUGCUAUCUGAACAAAACCCCACUACACGGAACCUACCGACGGAAACGCACGAGGUAUCUACAAACAGACCUCCAUCCUAUGCUGCUACCGAUAGCCAUAUACCCGGCCAGCCCCUACCAACCUCUACUCACUGGACCCUUACUGAUCACUCGAUUAAGCAUGCCUCUCCUUAAUGUAAAUAUGCCUUGUCCAUUGCUGUUCUGGUUAGUGUUUAUUGGCUUAUUUCACUGUAGAGAUUCUAGCCCUGCUCUCUAUACCAUAUCCAACCUAUCAGUUCCACCACCCACAUAUGCGAUGACAUCACCUGGUUUCAAUGAUGUUUCUAGAGACAAGAUCUCUCUCAUCAUCACUCAAUACCUAGGUUUACCUCCACUGUAUUCACAUCCUACCAUACCUUUGUCUGUACAUUAUUCCUUUAAACUAUUUUAUCGCCCCCAGAAACUUCCUUUUACUCUCUGCUCUAGUAGCU
This is a messenger RNA of Salvelinus fontinalis (brook trout), 4457 nucleotides long. RefSeq lists its product as uncharacterized. The coding region runs from base 2300 to 3409 and encodes 369 amino acids. Lineage: Eukaryota; Metazoa; Chordata; Actinopteri; Salmoniformes; Salmonidae. The record is from RefSeq and is a predicted model, not a curated record. The transcript has 3 exons. Gene Ontology annotation, molecular function: catalytic activity.